CGCCUUCAAAGACGCAGUUCCACUCCGCAAAAAGGUGAACGAAGACGCUGUUCGCAUCAAACUGAUUUUUAAUUUCUAAUAGUAAAAAAUGCAACGCGUCAGGUUGUUCUUGGCUCUUCUGCUUGUGCUGGCGGCGUCAGCGAAUGCCAAGCCGGCCGACGUUAUUUCUCCCAGGGUAACUGGGGAGGAAAUCAAUGCUUACGUUGAUGUGUUGGUUGAAGAAGUGAAGCGGCUCAUUAUCGAGCAGGGUCUCGAGCCCUACAUGCUGCCUGACCUCGUCAGGGGCUUUAGUUUCACGGAUCUUUUGGGGAUCGUUUGGCACGGUGAGGCCUCGCUGACUAGAGGCAACUUGAUCGGACUGUUGACCUUGCACCGCGUGGGUGACAUGGACAUUACCCCGGCUGGCAACAACCUCACCGUCCGAGGCCAGCUCGGCUUCACCACCCUUCAGUUUGAUUACAUGUUUGAGGCGACUUUCAUGGACUUGGGCCCUACCGGCGAGGCGAUCGGCAUUAUCGAGAACACGAGGCUCGCUUUCACCAUGGUUAUUGACCUGACCACUGGAAGAGGAACCCUGAUCGAAGAGGAUUUCAACAUUGCCGACGUUGGGAAAAUCAGUAUUGAUAUUAAGGGACUCGGCUUUGGACUGAACUGGCUUGCCGAAGUUUUCGUCAAUUUGUUUGUGGACGUGUUCAAGGGAGUCAUCAUCUGGCUAAUUGAAGACGAAGUCUUCCUCCUCUUGCAACAAGCCAUCUCCAACAUUAUUUUUGGAUUCAUUUUCGGCGCAGUCAUGUAAAUAGAAUUUGAAUAAAAUUCUGUUAGUGCAAUAUUUAUUGUUGUCUAACAGAAGAGCAAUGAAAUUUUAAAUGUAAAAUUAAAGAGUAUUUUAAAAACCAUAAUUGAAUUUUGAUAAAAAAAAAUUCUGACAAUUUUUGUCUGAAAAACCUUGUUUUAUUUGCAAAUUAAUCUUCAUGCACUUCUAUUGUGCCCUAUAUGUA
Messenger RNA from Neocloeon triangulifer, 998 nucleotides. RefSeq lists its product as uncharacterized. The record is from RefSeq and is a predicted model, not a curated record. The transcript has 5 exons. NCBI's taxonomy places the organism in Eukaryota, Metazoa, Arthropoda, Insecta, Ephemeroptera, Baetidae. The coding region runs from base 89 to 796 and encodes 235 amino acids.